AAUAAUUUUCUAUUGGCAACGCUGGUUAUUUGAUUGAUUGCCUAUUUGAGGUUAUGUUUGAACAGGUUAUGAAUUUCUUUAAACGAGUUGUAUUUUAAUUCAAUUAUUUUUAAAAUAAACGAUUAUGGACGCCUCAAAGACUGAAAUGCUGUCGUGCUGUUUCAAAUCAGAGAGUGGAGAAGUAGCUGGUGACAUGAUGGAAUUACCUCUAGACUGUACUGUUCAACAACUCACACUGAUUUGUAAUGCAAUUUUGCAUCAGGAGGAUCCUAUGCCGUAUUUAUUCUACGUCAAUAAUACUGAAAUAACAGACUCCUUACAAAAGGCUUUGAACGUGUCUGACCUGAAAAUUGAAGGAGUUGUAGAUAUAAUUUAUCAACAACAGGCAAUUUUCAAAGUUCGUCCAGUGACAAGAUGUACAAGUUCUAUGCCAGGACAUGCUGAGGCAGUGAUUUCAGUCAGUUUUAGUCCAGAUGGAAAACAUUUAGCAAGUGGUUCUGGAGAUACUACAGUCAGAUUUUGGGACGUUAAUACACAAACUCCAAGUUUUACAUGUAAACAGCAUACAAACUGGGUUUUGUGUAUAGCAUGGUCUCCAGAUAGUAUGAAACUUGCAUCAGCUUGCAAGGAUGGUAAAAUUAAUAUUUGGGAUCCAUUUACUGGAAACCAGCUAGGAAAAACAAUGGUAGGGCAUAAGCAAUGGAUUACAAGUUUGUGUUGGGAACCAUACCAUAAGAAUCCCGAAUGCAGGCUAUUGGCAAGCUCGUCAAAAGAUGGCGAUAUUCGAAUAUGGAAUACUGUAUUAUGUAGGACAGAACUUACGAUUUCCGGUCAUACAAAGUCUGUAACUGUAGUUAAAUGGGGUGGUUCAGGACUCAUUUACUCAGCAUCUCAGGAUAGAACUGUCAAGGUAUGGCGUGCAAAGGAUGGGGUGUUAUGUAGAACUCUAGAUGGACAUGCCCACUGGGUUAAUACGUUAGCUUUGAAUACAGAUUACAUUUUGAGAAUAGGUGCUUUUGAUCCUGUCAAGGACUCUGAUAAAGAUACAAUAGUGCCAGACAAGAAGAAAUCACAAGACUUUGCUUUGAAGAGGUAUUAUGGGGUGACAGAACCCAUUGGUGAGAGAUUAGUAUCAGGUUCAGAUGAUUUCACCCUAUUCCUUUGGGAUCCAGAGAAGGACAGGAAACCAUUGGCAAGGCUAACAGGUCAUCAACAACUUGUCAAUGACGUCAAAUUUUCUCCUGACGGUAGACUACUGGCCUCAGCUUCUUUCGAUAAAUCCAUAAAAUUGUGGGAUUCAAAAACAGGCAAAUUCAUUUGUACAUUCCGGGGACACGUUCAAGCUGUUUAUAUGGUUUCUUUUUCUGCUGAUUCUCGGCUCAUGGUAAGCGGAAGUGCUGAUUCUACUUUAAAACUGUGGAAUUUGAAAACGAAAAAGCUAGAGAUUGACUUACCUGGUCAUGGUGACCAGAUUUAUGCUGUAGACUGGUCUACAGAUGGAUUGAAAGUUGCAUCAGGGGGAAAAGAUAAAGUCUUAAGGUUAUGGCAAAAUUAAAUUCAAUAAAUGAUUUUUAUACAUA
Molecule: messenger RNA, 1580 nt
Organism: Leptinotarsa decemlineata (Colorado potato beetle)
Lineage: Eukaryota; Metazoa; Arthropoda; Insecta; Coleoptera; Chrysomelidae
Gene: Nle
Product: notchless protein homolog 1
Biological process (GO): ribosomal large subunit assembly; Notch signaling pathway
Cellular component (GO): nucleolus
Molecular function (GO): protein binding
Source: RefSeq, a predicted model, not a curated record